AUGAAUCUAUUAAGGUUAAUUUUUUAACAUUUUACUAUUUUACUACUUAAAUAUAGUAAAUUAUUAAUUAUAUUAGUAGUUUAGCUCAUAAAAAAAACUAUUGCUUACUCUACUAAUAUCUAAUAAAUAAUUUUUAAUUAAAUAUUUAUUAUGUUUGCUAACUAACUUUUGGUAAAUUUAGAAAAUUUAAAGUAGAUUUUCAUAUUAUAUAUAGAUCAAAUUUGUAAGAAUCAUAGUAAAAACUAAAGCAAAAAGAUUUUUAGAAAUUUAUUUUACUAGAUAACAUCAAUUUAAUAUACUAAAGAAAUUAGCUAAUAAAUAGAUAAGCAGAUAGAUAUAUAGAUACAAUACCUUUACAUAAUUUUUUAUAUUAUUAAAGCUAUGUCUAAAGUACCCUAACCUUAAAAUUAAAAUAAUCAUCAAAUAAUUACCCAAAAUCCUUAGCAGCCUCCUUCACAAAUAUAAUAACAAUAGAAUUUAAGGCCAUAAUAGUAAUAGCAAAGUUCAUAUUAAGUUGGUGCUAUGAGAAUUAUAGAUUAAAUAAUAGCUUAAACUAAUAAGAUGAAAGAAGAACUUAAAUAAAAAAAGUCUUCGAACCCAGAAUAAAGAUUAAGAGAAGCAGUAAAAAAGCAAUUAAAUAGUUAAGAAAGAUAUUUGCGCAGUUCAAAUAGCUACCAAUUAGAAGACUAGAGAAGGUUGCAUAAGAUUCCUGCACAAGAUCUAUUAAAUUGUAUAUCAAUUAUGACUAAAAUACACUUAGAAAAAAAGACUGAAGUUGAGUAAAAUAUCAAUAAAAAUAUAGAGCUCUUAAAAUUCUUACAGCAAUACAAAGCAAAUAAUCCUUAGUAAAAUUUUCAAGAAAGAGAAAAUAGUUAACAAUAGGCAUCUAAUAAUUAUAAUCUUAAUGAGGAUUCAUUUGAACAAAUAGUGGAAGAAGCUUAAAAAGAAAUUAAAAAUCAAAACAUAUACACUUAAUCUCAGUAAUAAUACCAAGAAAUGGAUUAAGAAGCAUAAUAUUAUUACCAAGGUACUGAAGUUUAGAAUAAUGAAAUGCUUGACAGACAACCUAUGGAAUAUCCAGAAGAGGAUUUCUAAUAUAUUUGA
Molecule: messenger RNA, 1104 nt
Organism: Tetrahymena thermophila SB210
Lineage: Eukaryota; Ciliophora; Oligohymenophorea; Hymenostomatida; Tetrahymenidae
Exons: 4
Source: RefSeq, a predicted model, not a curated record